Bactrocera tryoni is the source of this 829-nucleotide messenger RNA. Its product is annotated as protamine-like. The transcript is spliced from 3 exons. The record is from RefSeq and is a predicted model, not a curated record. Gene Ontology annotation, biological process: spermatogenesis; sperm DNA condensation. NCBI's taxonomy places the organism in Eukaryota, Metazoa, Arthropoda, Insecta, Diptera, Tephritidae. The coding region runs from base 102 to 722 and encodes 206 amino acids.
ACAUUUUUUGUAAAAAGAAUUUAAUAAGACGAUACAAAAUUUUUUAGUAAUUUUUUCGUGGUUUGGUUCGUUAAAAUAUAUUUGAAAAUUGUACUCAAAUCAUGAGUCGCUGUAUGCGACCGGGCCCUAUCACUAGCAAUGGUUACUUAAAUUUUCUGCGCGAAUUCAGAAAGAAAUGCUGUGGUAUGUCGGCAGUGGAGACAGUGCGACAAGGGGCGAAGGCUUGGAAUCGACUCUCCUGCUCACAGAAAGCCAAAUAUCGGGCAAUGGCUUGCAGAAGACCUCGGCGCAAGAAGCGUCGCAGCUGUCGUCCUAAGCGCAGACGCCGCUCAUGUCGGCCCAAACGACGAAAGCGCCGUAGUUGUCGGCCAAAGAGACGUAAACGUUCUGGCUGCCGCAGAAAGCGACGACCAAAGCGUCGUCGUAGUUGUCGCCGUCGAUCGCGACCACGCAGACGUAGAUGUGGUGGUAGAAGACGCAAACGUUGCAUGAAACCAGGUCCAGUGACAGCGAAUGCUUAUUUGAAUUUCUUACGCGCCUACAGACGUAAACAUUGUGGACUCAGCCCUCAGGAGACGGUGCAAAAGGGCGCACGUAGAUGGUGCUCAUUGUCGCCGGAAUGUAAACGGCGUUACAUGCGACAGGCUUGUAAAAUGUCGAAGAGCAAGCGCAAGAAGAGGAGCGCCAUUUGCCGCUCGUUCCGAAAGAAGAGGCGGUGUUAAAAUCUAUAAGUGAAGUUAUUUAAUGUCUGUCCAAUAAAUUGUUAAUGUGGAACUAUACUAUUUUCUGAAUAAAAAUGUGUAAAUUUAUAGUGUGUAGAAUACAGAUA